AUGUCUUACGAGAGCAGACAUGUAGCAGCAGCAUUCCUUGCAGGUACGACUGUGACUUACCUCGCGUUCGCUGCUUGGCAAUAUCUCGCUUCUCAACCAGACCAAACACAAACUGCUCGCAGAAGAAGGACUAAGCUCGGGUUGGCCAAGUCAUCGCCUGUGUCCAACAAGAGUCCCGGCCAUGACGACCCCAACUCUCCAUUCAUCUCACAAUCAGGUGUCGGUGUUGGUAUUGAGUCCACUAUAAGCAACACUCCUUUAGUCCUCAUCAAAUCCCUCUCAGAGCACACAGGAUGCACAAUUCUUGGCAAAUGCGAAUUCCUCAAUGGUGCAGGUAACUCUCCCAAAGACCGAGUCGCUCUCAGUAUCAUCAACAAGGCCGAAGCUGAAGGACUAUUGACGCCUCAUUCAGGUGAUACGAUCUACGAAGGCACGGUGGGCAGUACAGGCAUUUCUCUUGCGACCUUGGCACGGGCACGAGGAUAUAAAGCACAUAUAUUGAUGCCCUCUGAUCAAGCCACUGAGAAGAGUGACCUGCUUGUCAAACUUGGCGCCAUUGUGGAACGGGUCACACCAGCACCAAUCGUGGACCAGAUGCAUUUUGUGAAUCGUGCACGCAAUUUAGCUAAGGACCAUACUGCCAACCCCCAGAAGCCAGGGAGAGGGUUGUUUGCUGAUCAAUUCGAGACUGACGCGAAUUGGCGCGCACACUACGAAGGUACUGCACCCGAGAUCCAUGAGCAGACUGAUGGAAAGAUUGACGCCUUUGUUGCUGGCGCCGGGACAGGCGGCACAAUUAGUGGCUGCGCAAAAUACUUCAAAGAGAAAUUGGGUGCGAACGUCCAAGUCGUUCUUGCAGAUCCACAAGGAAGUGGGCUCUACAAUAAGGUAAAACAUGGUGUCAUGUUCCAUGGGCUAGAAAGAGAAGGUACUCGACGAAGACAGCAGGUCGACACCGUUGUUGAAGGCAUUGGUUUGACCAGAUCUACACGAAACUUCGAAAUAGGAAGUGACCACAUUGACGAUGCGAUCAAAAUCACGGAUGGCCAGGCCCGAAGAAUGGCACGAUGGCUAUGUGAAAAAGACGGAAUUUUCGUCGGUAGUUCUAGCAGUGUUAACUGCUAUGCUGCCGUUAAGACUGCACUUCAAUUAGGUCCUGGUCAUACAGUCGUAACCAUACUCUGCGAUUCAGGCAUGCGACAUUUGUCGAAGUUCUGGAAACAGGUUGGUGAUGUCGGUGGUGAGGAGGAUAUGACAUUCGAAGAUCUUAUGAAAUAG
Lithohypha guttulata is the source of this 1278-nucleotide messenger RNA. RefSeq names its product Cysteine synthase 2 (gene cys12). Gene Ontology annotation, cellular component: cytoplasm. The record is from RefSeq and is a predicted model, not a curated record. Bases 1 to 1278 code for a protein of 425 amino acids. NCBI's taxonomy places the organism in Eukaryota, Fungi, Ascomycota, Eurotiomycetes, Chaetothyriales, Trichomeriaceae. The transcript is spliced from 2 exons.